UUUCGAUUUACCAUCAUGCACUGAAUCAUGUAUCUGGGACAAGGAAGUGAUUUACGUUUAGAAAUCUGUUCAGUAGUCUCAGCGACACAUAAAACGGUCAAUGUUGUAUCUGGUAUUUUAUUUUCAACUUACAGCAAAAUGACUGAUCCAGCAAUGCAGUGUUUGUCGAAGGUGGAACUUCGAGUUGAAUGCAAGAACCUUCUGAACAAAGAUGUCACCUCCAAAUCUGAUCCUUGUGCCGUGCUGUUUAUUUAUUCAGGAAAUAGCUGGGAAGAGAUUGGAAGGACAGAAAAUAUAAAAAAUUGCUUGGAUCCUAUAUUUUCAACGCCAUUCAUGAUCGAUUACUACUUUGAGAAAGUUCAGAAGAUUCGCUUUUCUAUAUACGACAUCGACAACAAGUCGCCAUCCCUCAGUGAUGAUGACUUCCUUGGUCAGAUGGAAUGUACACUUGGUCAGGUGGUAUCCAGCAGUCCAUACACCUCUGUACUUAGCGCUAAGAAUGGGAAGAAGAUGGAUCAUGGCAGUAUAACUGUGCGAGCGGAAGAAAUGAAAGGAAAUGCUGCCAAUCAGACAAUUCUCAUGACAUUUAGAGCCACCAAGCUCGAUAACAAAGAUGUGUUUGGCAAAUCUGAUCCGUACCUUGAGAUAUCCAAAAGUGGAGAUGGGGGAUCGUGGCAGAUUGUUCACAGAACUGAGGUGAUUAAAAACACGUUGGACCCAGCCUGGAGACCAAUCACCAUAUCAAUGGCGUCUUUGUGCGGAGGGGACUUGGAUAAAACACUCAAAAUUGAUGUAUGUGACUGGGAUAACGAUGGAUCGCACGAUCUGAUUGGUGGGUUUACGACCUGUGUUAAUGACAUGCUCAAAGCACAGCAAAAAGAGGUGUCCUGGCAGUGCAUCAAUCCCAAGAAGCAAGCCAAGAAGAAACAUUACACCCAUUCCGGAGUGGUCAUCUUGUCAUCUUGUCAGAUAACUCAAGAAUACUCAUUUUUGGAUUUUGUGUUUGGAGGAUUACAAGUCAAUCUCACGGUUGGCAUAGAUUUCACAGCAUCGAAUGGCGAUCCUCGUGAGCCGACGUCACUUCACUACAUGAACCCGUACGAACCUAAUGAGUACCUACAGGCUAUCAUGUCUGUUGGCACUGUGGUGCAGGAUUAUGAUAGUGACAAGAUGUUCCCUGCUCUGGGUUUUGGAGCCAAGGUUCCUCCUGAGAUGAACAUUUCCUUUGAGUUUGCUCUCAACUUUAACGCAUCGAACCCAUUUUGUGCUGGUAUUCAAGGCAUUGUAGACACCUAUAAGGCAGCGUUGCCCCAGCUGCAGCUGUACGGACCGACCAACGCGGCGCCGAUUAUUCACCACGUAGCACGGUUUGCUGCAGCUGCACAGCAGGAAGAAAACAUCAAGGGAGCAAGUGCCUACUACAUCCUUCUGCUGUUGACGGACGGUGAGAUAACCGACAUGGACAACACACGGAAAGCCAUCGUGUACGCCUCGGGUCUGCCGAUGUCGUUGAUCAUCGUGGGCGUUGGAGAGGCCGACUUCACCAACAUGAACAUACUGGACGGAGAUGAUGGAGUUCUCAAGUCUCCGACCGGGGAACCGUGUCAACGAGAUGUCGUGCAGUUCGUGCCAUUCAGAGACUUCAAGAAGUCAUCACCAGCCGAACUGGCCAGACAUGUUCUGGCGGAGGUUCCUCGACAGGUGACGCAGUAUUUCAAGUUGAGAGGAAUUCCACCCAACAGAGUAGGUCCACGGCCUUCUGAACCAGUUAAAUAAAACAGCUUGAUUGCGUUCCAGAAUUUC
Gigantopelta aegis is the source of this 1803-nucleotide messenger RNA. RefSeq names its product copine-3-like. Gene Ontology annotation, biological process: cellular response to calcium ion. The record is from RefSeq and is a predicted model, not a curated record. The transcript is spliced from 15 exons. Lineage: Eukaryota; Metazoa; Mollusca; Gastropoda; Neomphalida; Peltospiridae. Bases 28 to 1776 code for a protein of 582 amino acids. Gene Ontology annotation, molecular function: calcium-dependent phospholipid binding. Gene Ontology annotation, cellular component: plasma membrane.